Spodoptera litura is the source of this 1813-nucleotide messenger RNA. RefSeq lists its product as uncharacterized. Gene Ontology annotation, molecular function: protein binding. Lineage: Eukaryota; Metazoa; Arthropoda; Insecta; Lepidoptera; Noctuidae. The record is from RefSeq and is a predicted model, not a curated record.
AUGCCCGUAUCCAAGGCAGAGAGAACAUUGGAGAAGUGGUAUCUGGUCUUCCGCCUGAACUCGUUGCAGGUCUACGUAGAUGUGGCCUUCACCUUCUGCCAGAUCGUAAGCGAGGAACUGAGCACUAUAUGCCUUAAGUGCGGAUUUAGGCAGAUGGAGCCACCAGCAACCGAGGUGUCUUCGACCACAGACAAUGAUGAAGAACAAUAUCCUGAAGGUGUUAGAGUUGUACUCUUAAAUCUCCCGGAAGAUGAGGGCGAAGGGCUGGGCUUCCGACUCACCAGGACUCUAUGGGAUCCAUAUCCUUGGGUACGGGAAGUAACACCAAACGGAAGAGCUGAUGAAGCAGGACUCAAACCCGGAGACUGUCUCCUACAAGCUGAUGGAAAGGAUCUGCUUGGUCUCCCGGUGAGUCAAGUAGCUGGUCUGAUAAGAGGGGAUGGUGAAGGUGGAGGAGUCUCUCUGAUCGUGUGGAACUGUGGAGUGGAUCCCAAGGAUGACCCCGAGUUGCUAUGGAGUUGUGGCGGCGGUGUCCGCGGGGAGAAGUCCCGGCGCGCGCUGUCGGGCGUGGUGCGCGCGCUUGCGUGCUGCGUGUGCGCGUCCACCGCCACCAGGCCGUUGUCCUGCGCGCGCUCGCAUGUCUACUGCGAACCUUGCUGGAUCAGGUUGGAGCGCUGUGCGUUAUGCAGGGAAGCUCUGCCAUCCAAGAACUCUCCUUACGCAAGGAACUUAGUUGCUGAACAGGUGUUCGAAGCGAUAGCGGCAGAAUACGAGCUGAAAAAUCCGAAACUAAAGCGUCCCACACAAACUUCUUCAGCGUACACCUCACCAAACCGCUCCCGAAACACAUCACCUCGCAGAGGACAGUACCAACACUCAAUGAUGAAUAAAUACAAGAAAACCGUGCAUUUCCCUGAAAAAUUCGGUCAAACGUACGCCUCAGAUCCUAAUAUACAUCGUUCUGUAAAUCGACCGACAAUUAACAAUUCUACCAAUCCUACCAUUUCUGCUGAAGCUGGCAACUCUGGCUGCAAAUGUCAAUGUCAAAGUGACAGUGACGUUCCGAAGAUUAAUGUUGAGAGUACGGACGGAAGUAAGUGCGUUGGGAGUGAUUGUUCGAGCUCGUCUCAAAGUUUGAGUAUUCCUCAUAAGCUGGUGGCGAGGUUAAGGCAAGCUUGUUCCCUCGCUGACUUGAAUAAUGUUGUGGGACAAUGUUCGUUGUCACAGUCGUUGAAUAACUUGGGUGAUCAGUGCAAAAACUGCCACCACGGGUCUUUGGACAAUUUGAAAAAUCAUUGCAAUAAUAUUUGUGAUGCUCCAGUGCUGUUGGUACCCGCGCCACCGAUCUAUGUGCUCACAUGUGAACAUUCCAGCAAGGAUUAAAUACUACCGGUCUGGUACACAUAGGUGCAAACAAAUAUACAAUGUAACCUACUUUUCACUAAAUAUGUUAUGAGUCCCAUGUAAUACGAGACGUAAAUUAGCCGUUUUUACCGUCUUCUCCUAAAUUUGAAGAAGGCUUCUUAGCUAAGAUAGGUGAUAUUUAACGGCAUUUUGGUUCUUAUCAAGCUAACCGUAAAGCGUUAGUUUAGGUGCUACGUUUUAAGUGUGGGAGACCCAUGCUUCGGCACUACUGAGCCGGCUCGACCGGGGUGAUACUCGAUUGCUUGCGUUGUGUUUCGUCGUGUGAGUGAAGUUACCGGAGGUACAGUUAAUCCCCGAUCUCCACAAUCUCCGAUUCCCCAACAAUCCUCAAAGUCAUAGUCAAAGUCAAAAUCAAAAUCAUUUAUUUCAGUUAGACCGGACCCCAAUU